This is a messenger RNA of Pygoscelis adeliae (Adelie penguin), 981 nucleotides long. RefSeq names its product heat-responsive protein 12 (gene RIDA). The record is from RefSeq and is a predicted model, not a curated record. Gene Ontology annotation, cellular component: cytosol. Gene Ontology annotation, molecular function: deaminase activity. NCBI's taxonomy places the organism in Eukaryota, Metazoa, Chordata, Aves, Sphenisciformes, Spheniscidae. Bases 47 to 460 code for a protein of 137 amino acids. The transcript is spliced from 6 exons.
GUUGGCGGGGCGCUGAGGAGAGGGAAGGAGGGCUCUGGCGGCAGCUAUGGCUUCGCUCGUGAAGAAAAUAAUCAGUACUGCUAGGGCCCCUGCUGCGCUGGGUCCCUACAGCCAAGCAGUGCUGGUAGACCGGACGAUGUACAUUGCAGGACAGAUAGGUAUAGAACCUUCCACCGGGCAGCUUGUCUCUGGAGGGGCCAAGGAAGAAGCUAAGCAGGCUCUAAAAAACAUGGGAGAAAUCCUGAAAGCUGCAGGCUGUGACUAUGGCAAUGUUGUGAAGACUACGGUUUUGAUGGCAGACAUGAAGGACUUCAAUGAUAUUAAUGAUAUCUACAAACAAUUUUUCAAGACAAACUUCCCAGCCAGAGCAGCCUAUCAGGUUGCUGCUUUGCCGAAAGGUGCCCGAGUUGAGAUUGAAGCUAUUGCCAUUCAGGGACCUCUCCAAGAUGCUUCAGCCUGACUAUGAAUAGAGACUGAAUAUCCUAUGACAGCAGUUUUAGAUUUAAUACUUCUCCCUUACAUCCUAUUCCUAGAGUUGACUAUCAGCAGUUACAUACAGCUGAAAUGACUAAACUUACCAAGGAAAGGUGCUUUCUUCUGGAUUGUGGUCUUGGAUUCUCUAAAAUACAAGCUUACAGUGAGUUCUAUGCAGGCAAACCCUGAAACCUCCAGGAAUCCUGCUAAAAUCAGCUGAGCUUGAUUGUAGGACAGGGCCCUUACUUCGUGAUGGUGACUGGAUAUUUGGAUAUUAAGUACACGUUUGGAUGAACGUAUGACAGUUAUACUGUGGGUGAUCUGGACAUGGAAAGCUGUAAUGAUUUGUAAUAGUUGUUUUUUAGUAAUGAUUUUAAAUAAGAAAAAAAUGACAAAUGGGAAGACAGUAGAACACUUGAAUUGCUUAGUGUACGUUUUCACUUUUGCGUUUUGGGGAAUUUUGCUGUAUUUGUUUCUGAACUGUCUUAAACUCUGUCUUUACAGAAU